UGAAUUUCCUUAUUCACAGACCUUGGCGUAAGCAUGUUAGAACUCGAAGUGAUCCAUCAGGCACGGCUGUCUGGCUGUAGCCCGGGUCUGAAAAGGGAUAGCUUGGCGCGAAGGGGUGGAUGAUGAUCACAACUGAGAUGGCAUGAAACAUUGUGCUUUCUGUGGAGCCCUAAGAGAUAUCCACAGUGUAAUAGACGACGUAUCCUUACGCUUGAUAACAAUAUCAACAAUACGAAACGUGUCUAUCAUGACAACAGCGACCACCGACUCACGGCGAUACCAUCACUCUAUCCUGUCCGAGACUCGAGUACCAUACAAGGGUACCUUCUAUCCUCGCGCCGACGUAGCACGGAGUUAAAAGAACCUGGAUGGAAAACUUGUUGAUUUCAGUAGCGCGCUGAUAUCUCCACACUGGUG
This is a messenger RNA of Pseudovirgaria hyperparasitica, 417 nucleotides long. RefSeq lists its product as uncharacterized. The transcript has a single exon. The coding region runs from base 143 to 358 and encodes 71 amino acids. The record is from RefSeq and is a predicted model, not a curated record. Lineage: Eukaryota; Fungi; Ascomycota; Dothideomycetes; Acrospermales; Acrospermaceae.